This is a messenger RNA of Miscanthus lutarioriparius, 1248 nucleotides long. NCBI's taxonomy places the organism in Eukaryota, Viridiplantae, Streptophyta, Magnoliopsida, Poales, Poaceae. The record is from the annotation of a GenBank genome assembly.
AUGAGCCGCGAUCGCUACUUCCAGCGCCUCCUGGACCUCCACGCCGUCGACGACGACCCCUUCUUCCCAUCCUUCCCCUUCCCUACCACCACCACCUCGUCCUGCCCCUACAUCUCCGCCUCCGCCCACCACCGCUUCCUCCUCGACGACCACCCCUUCUACCCGACCUCCUGCCCGCUCGGCUUCACCUCCCCCUCCCUCUCCCCCUCCCUGAUCGACACCUUCGACAUCGACCUCCUCCUGCCGCCUCACGCCGCCGCGCCCCGGUGCCCGGCCUUCGACUUCGACCCCUUCCUCCUCGACGCGCUCGGCCACCGCGUCUCCGCCCUCGAGCGCGCGCUCGCCCUCACCCCCGCCGCACCGCGCCGCAAGUACACCUACGCCGCCGAGGCCCACGGCAGGAAGGUCAAGUGGACCGCCGAGGACCGGCCCGCCGGCGGCCGGAACCUCAAGUGGGAGGCCGAGCUCAGGACCCCGCACCACGACGGCUUCGACCGCAAGUGGAAGUGGGAGUCCAAGGCGUCCGCCGCCGGCGCCACCAAGGUCAAGUGGGCCAAGGAGAUCAAGGGCAAGGGCUGCCUCGAGCCUUGGUCCAACUCUUACUCCGUCGAGGAGACCUACGGCGAUGAUGACCAUGAUGACGACAAGGAGAAGAAGCCCACUGACGUUAAGAAGAAAGUCAAGGAGGACAAGCAGAAAACGAAGAAGGGUAAUGUGGAGAUCGUCGAGAUCGAGGACAACACUGCCGGAUGCGUCGCCAUCAGAAAGGCUUUUGAAAUGAACCACUGCAAGGGCAAGAGGAAGGAACUUUCCCCACAGGAUGCCGCACUGCUCAUCCAGAUGAACUACAGGGCGCACCUGGCCCAUCGCUCCCAGGUGCUCCGUUGCCUUCGCGACCUCGCGGUUGCGAAAGCCAAGCUCAAGGAGAUCAGGUCCUUCUUCUACAACAUCUCAUACCGACGCCACAUUGCACAUGACACUGAAGAGCGCCAGAGGUUUGCUGAGAAGAUCAUUGUCCUGCUACUGACCGUUGAUGCCCUUGAGGGACCAGACUACAUGGUCCGCAAUGCAAAGAGAUCCAUGCUUGAGGAACUUGAGGGGAUGCUGGAGAUCGUGGACCCUCAGCCACCAGGGAAGCCGAGGACGCUUAGCCGCAGGAAGUUUGAUCUCCCAGAAGGUGGAGCCAUCCCAAAGGAGAUGAGGGAUGGUGUUAAGAAUGUCGUCAGAAUUGUGGAGGAUGGCAAGUGA